UGCGAGAAAUGGAAAAUUUACCAGAAAUAUUCAUGAAAAUAAUACUUCGAAAACUAAAAAUUACUAUGAAGAACAAAUGCCGGUGGUGGUAUAUUCGAGAACUGAUGUAGAUUUACCGGAUAAUCAAAACAUCUUAGCAAAUCAGAACACGCAAGAGAAUGAUAACAAUUAUUAUGAUUCUCAUUAUUAUGAUGACAAUGAUGCUGACGCUUAUGAUGACGACGAUGAUGGUUUUAGUGAAAAUGAAGGAAGGGGACGCUCUUCUCAUUACAAUGAUUAUGAUAUGUAUUACAGUCAAUGGCUUCAUACUACAUCAUCACCUCAUAUCACAAAACCGAAACAAGGAUUGAAGAAUAGUGAAGUAAAUAAACAUAAAUUAAUGAGAUAUAAUGGAAUAACAAGAAAUAGAAAUCCUCCGUCUCCUCUUUCUUACGAGGACUAUUAUGAUUACUAUAGUCGUCAGCCGGAUGCGAAGGCAAAUUCGUAUCCCGUUGCUAAUGUUACGCCAAAACAACCUGCCGAGUCCACUUGGGUUAGUGUCUUGAAAACUUUGAAAACCCUAUUGGAUUUAUAUAAGUCGUUCAUAACCGUUUGGAAUUCUAUGGCUGAGCAACAGUAUAAACAACAAGAAUUUAAGAAAGAGCAGCAAACACAACAAAAGACAAGAAUUAACUCGAAAAAGCCUGCCAAUUUUGGUAUAAAUAAAAAUAAUAAACAACAACAAAAUAAAUUAAACAACAAGACUGCCAUCAAAACGGACGCAGUCGAUACGGCUUUGCAAGUAAAAGAACCCUUGGCUAAGGUAGAGCCUAGGAAAGAGAAAGGGAUGAAAGGUGAUAAAAUGUUACGCGGAGACGUGGAGAACUUAAGUAAAAGGAGUUACGGAACUAAAGAUAAAGAGAACGAAGCCCAAGCUCGUUACAUAAAAGGCGAUCCUUUAAAGGGCUAUUAUGAUUUUGUCAUCACUGAAGGUUCAUACAAGUUUUGGGCCGCUUUUCAAGUCGGCACAGCCUUGUUAAUAAUAUACUCGACAUUCGCGGCCAUUUACUAUUCGAAAGUUAAUCCUUUAGUAAGCGAUUACGAUUAUGUUGAUUAUUUGGGUGGUGGACGUUCUUUGUCUGCUGUUAGUAAUCUGGAUUUUGUGGACAAUAAAGAUGAUAAUGAUGAUGAUGAUGAUGAUGGCGAUGAUCAGAGAAGGGCAUCAUCGACAACAACGGCUUGGUAUAAUGGCUUAAUAACACAAUCUGCUCGUACUGUAAAAUUUAUAUUGCAAACUAUCGAUAAGUUACCGGCGAACGAGCAAGUUGAAUUAAAAGGCAAAGAGAAAAUAAUAUCGACAAGUACCUUACCAUAUCAUCGGUAUACCCCCGACCACUUCUGA
Messenger RNA from Glossina fuscipes, 1381 nucleotides. RefSeq lists its product as uncharacterized. NCBI's taxonomy places the organism in Eukaryota, Metazoa, Arthropoda, Insecta, Diptera, Glossinidae. Bases 77 to 1381 code for a protein of 434 amino acids. The record is from RefSeq and is a predicted model, not a curated record. The transcript is spliced from 3 exons.